CCUACGGCACGGUUCAUUCGCGGAUCACUCAUAAUGUCGUAUAUCGGCGACAUCGUGCCCCGUCAUUUUCUACAUCUCAUUAUAUCAAGCGGGGACUCUUUUGCUUCUCACAGGCUUGAUCGGACCUUGCCCCCAUUCGCCUCUCUAGUUCAAAUAACAGCUAGUACGACCAUCGAUGCCUCGAAAGGGUAGUACCAAAGUUAGGACGGGAUGUCUAACAUGCAAGAUUCGUAAGGUAAAAUGUGAUGAAAGUAAGCCGCACUGUCAUCGCUGCGUAUCUACCGGCCGUAAAUGCGACGGAUAUGCGCCGCCACCAUCGUCAUCGGCUCUAUCGUGGCAUCGCCCGCGUCACCUAUUCCCAAAUGUUAAUGAUGUAGGAGAGAGACGAGCCUUGCAAUUCUUUUGUCAAGCUGCCGGACCUUCUCUAUCUGGUCCGAUGGACCCUUACUUCUGGACCCAUCUUGUUAUGCAAUUCAGCACUUUCGAACCGGCCGUUAGACAUUCGGUGGUUGCAAUCAGCUCCCUUUACGAACAAAUAUGUUCCAAGCCAAACUCGGUACGGUUAUUAACUGACAACAGACUCGCACUGUGUCACUAUAAUUCAGCCAUCAAGGAGUUGAAAUCCAUGAACAAUGAGCCCUUAGUUUUGCUAGUUUGUAUCCUAUUUGUAUGUAUCGAGUUUCUGCUAGGGAACAGAGAACCGGCAAUCGAACAUUGCAAGCAUGGUGUCGUCAUCCUGGAGAAUGUUGAAGCUUCAUAUCCCUGGGCGAAGAAAUACCUUUCGCCAAUAUUUCGUCGGCUGACCCUUUUCCCAUUCUUCUUCGCCACCGACCCAUCAUGUUUUCCAAAGCUUCUUGGGUUGAACGACCAACUCCCAGCAUCUUUCGAAUCACUCGAACAAGCACAGUUCUACAUAGACGCAAUCACAACGAGAACCGUUAGUCUAGUUCGGCGAGGAGAUCGUUAUCGACUCGAAGAAAUGCGCGAUACCCCUGUAUCACCAGAACUCCUGGAAGAACAAGAGAAGAUACAGGCUCUGUUGGAUAGAUGGCAUUCUCUUUUCUUAGACUUGAAGGAUAUUUCAUCCGCAGCUAGUUGGUCGGAAGAGACGGUUUGUAACGUCCUUCUAAGAUAUGAUAUCUCCAGGAUAUGGGUGGACACAGUAUUCGAAUAUGAAGAAAUGAUAUACGACAAGUAUAUCGAUAAGUUUCGUUUAAUAGUCGCCCGAGCAAUUGAGCUACAGUCAUCCAAAACUCCUAGAUCAAGCGAUGCCCGAAGUCCUCCGAAAUUCAUCUUCGAAAUGGGAUUCAUGCCACUACUUUACUACGUCGUCCUCAGAUGUCGGUGCCUCGCAACCCGGACUCAUGCACUGUCACUUAUGAAGACACUUGGAGCUACCAGAGAGUGCUUGUGGGACACCUGUACAAUGUACGCGGUCGGUCGUCGUGUAAUAGAGAUCGAACACGACUUUCUGUUCGAAGAGAAAGGCCGGCCUUCUACGCCACCCCGUUAUCCAGGUCUACCCCCUGAUGAAGUGAGAGUACGGGACACUACCACAAGCCCUAUUCCGACAAUACAAGUUGAUGCCCUAGGCCGGGAGAUUGGAGGGAGGAUGACAGGGUUUUUUAGGCGCAAACGUGAUGGUAGUAUUUACCUUCAGACUGAAUUUAUUGUUGAAACAUAGCGAUAUAUAAGAUAGCAUCGAUGAUAUCAUAAUGUACACAUGAAACAAC
Messenger RNA from Annulohypoxylon maeteangense, 1733 nucleotides. RefSeq lists its product as uncharacterized. Gene Ontology annotation, molecular function: zinc ion binding; DNA-binding transcription factor activity, RNA polymerase II-specific. The coding region runs from base 176 to 1684 and encodes 502 amino acids. The record is from RefSeq and is a predicted model, not a curated record. The transcript has 3 exons. NCBI's taxonomy places the organism in Eukaryota, Fungi, Ascomycota, Sordariomycetes, Xylariales, Hypoxylaceae. Gene Ontology annotation, biological process: regulation of DNA-templated transcription.